Messenger RNA from Sycon ciliatum, 2150 nucleotides. Its product is annotated as 2-aminoethanethiol dioxygenase-like. Gene Ontology annotation, molecular function: oxidoreductase activity, acting on single donors with incorporation of molecular oxygen, incorporation of two atoms of oxygen. The coding region runs from base 84 to 719 and encodes 211 amino acids. Lineage: Eukaryota; Metazoa; Porifera; Calcarea; Leucosolenida; Sycettidae. The record is from RefSeq and is a predicted model, not a curated record. The transcript has 9 exons. Gene Ontology annotation, cellular component: mitochondrion.
AACAGUUUCCCCGUUCCUGAAAGACGUGUCCUUGAAAGCACAUUUGUUUGUCGACGAACUAGUUCCUGCGGACUCCUGCCAUUAUGAAUUCAAUGCAGCGACUUAUAUCCCAGACAGUGAAGCGCUUUUCGGCUGGAGGAGAGGCCCAUGGCCUUGAUGGCAUUCGUUCAGCUAUGUGCAGCUUGACACCGCGUGAUGUUGGACUGCUGGCGGGCCAGCCGCCCAUCCGUAGAGAGUCCUGUGGCUAUAUAGGCGUGGAUGACUCGCCGUUCUGUACCAUCUGUAUAUUUGUACUGAAAGAAGGUGCCAAGUUGCCCAUACACAGCCAUCCAGCAAUGACUGGCCUGUUGAAAGUCCUGUAUGGCCGUGUGAUCAUUAACAGCUACCAAGCACCCUGUGCCAACAAGACUUUAGCUAUUGGCCAGAACAUCAGAGCUACACUGGACUCCGUUUCAACUCUGACUGCUGACAAUGAGCCGAGUAUUGUCACCCCGACCACUGCUAAUGUCCAUGAAAUCCAUGCUCUAGAGAAUUCCGCGUUUUUGGAUGUCCUGGCUCCUCCAUACAAUGAUGAAGAUGACCGAUCGUGUGCAUACUUCAGGGACAUCUCACUGGGAGCGAUGGUGGCUGGUGCAGCAAGGACUCUGGAAGUAAUCCCACCGCCUAGAGAUUUCUGGACACAACCGAUGGAAUAUGAAGGCCUGCCACUUGCACCAUGAGUUUGAUACAUGUCGGAACCACCGCCCUUCUCGCCUCCAAUCAGCAUCAGCAGCUAUGGCGGCGGCCGCAUCGCGCUUGUCUUCGCUCUACUGGCCAUUAUUUAUUGUGCGUUGUACGCAUAGCCUGCCGUCGGUGGUGGUGGUGGUGGCUGGGUCAGUGAGCUUGGUCCUGGGGUACUAAUAUCCUUAGUGAGCUUGGUCCUGGGGUAUUAGUACCCGUCAACACAGCAUCGGUGAUGGCAAUGCUCUGCUGCCCAUCAUUUAUUACGCACUUUAGGUGUAGGCCACCGUCGGUGGUGGCUGGGUCAGUGAGCUUCGUCCUCCUAGUGAUAGUAGCCGUCAACCCGGCAUCCGUGAUGGCAAUGCUCUUGUCUAAACUUCACGCCAUCGCGCUCUGGCCCGGCGGCCACAGCAGCGGCCAGUACGGGGAACUGCAGUUCUCAGGCGGAGUCCGAGAGCAGCUCCAGGUGCAGCGUCGCCAGUGCUCAGACUUGUAGUGAAGACCAGCACUCAGCAGCAGCAACAGAAACACCACCAGCACAAGCAGCAAUACCACCAGCAGCAGCACAAGCAGCAACACCAGCACCAGCGGGAGGAGGAGCAGCAGCAACACCACCACCGCCGCCGCCACCAUCAGCAACAGUGCCACCACCAGCACCAGCACUAACAGCAACACCUCCACCAUCGCCACCAUCAACGGCAGCAGCAGUGCCAUCACAGUCCCAUGUUGACGAACGUAGCCUAGUGAGGAGUUUGGAUUGUUUGGAGCUUCCUCACCGGCAGCGUGACAUCAGCAACACCCAAGCAUGCAACCCCCGGAGUUUAAUCAGUUCUUGUGGCCGAGUAACCCACAAACGCGUGUGUGUGCGUGUGUGUGGCAUGAAGACUAUGUUGUGCUUGAACAAACAAGGCUGCUCUUACCAGUAACACGAAUUGUACUGGCCUGUUGCCGUUCAUCUCUGCUGCUGCUCACGUUCCACUACGUCGGGAAUGUCGUGUGUCUGUGCACUAGCCUGUGGUGGAGUUGUGUCAACCUCUGCAUCUGUAAAGCAUGUUUCUAGGGAAACAGCGCUGCAUCAAUGCCUGGACACAUUUGCUCCGGUGUCUGUUGUGCAGAUAGCCUGGCCUGAUACGCAGGCAUGCAUGCGUGUGUGUGUGUGUGUGUGUGUGUGUGUGUGUAUCCGUUACCCGUGUUUAAAUUAAUAGCUAGUUGCCAAAAAGCCGGGCAUCGGAAACAUAGUGACACCAUUACAUGUCAUAAUUAUAUUAUCAUGUUUGUUUUAGAGCCCUGUUUCGCUGAAGUUUCUUCAAGAAACUAUAAUUCUUUUGUGAAUUUUGGCAUGAUCGUAAGUUUGAAGUGGUUACUUGCAGAGCAUCAUCAAUCACUAUCAUUCUGAAGAAGACAAUCGUUAUAUUUAUCAGUAUCUAUCA